Molecule: messenger RNA, 2018 nt
Organism: Etheostoma cragini (Arkansas darter)
Lineage: Eukaryota; Metazoa; Chordata; Actinopteri; Perciformes; Percidae
Gene: icam5
Product: intercellular adhesion molecule 5
Exons: 6
Coding region: 70-1581 (503 amino acids)
Biological process (GO): cell-cell adhesion
Cellular component (GO): membrane
Molecular function (GO): integrin binding
Source: RefSeq, a predicted model, not a curated record
AGCUUUGAUGUGGAAUGUGUAUUUAUUGUGCAGCAAAAUGAAGCUCUGAUUGAAUAUGCAUACUUUUGAAUGGCAGGUUGUCCCUUGGUAGUGACGCCUGCUGAAAUGGUGGUGAGAUUUGGGGAUCCAGCUUCAGUUAACUGCAGCACAGAUGCAGAUGUUCAACAAAUAGGCUGGGAGGCACCAGUUGGAGCCACGUCAGGUCCAGGUCCUGCUGUCAUCUGGAAAAUUGAAAAACUGGAAGACUGGCAGAUAACACUUUUGUGUUUCAUUAACCUAAAAGAUAAUUACCAGUGUUCUAAGAAGCUAACCAUCACUCUUUAUAAGACUCCAGACAUUGUGUCAGUCUCUGCAUUAAAUGAUGGACCGAUGGUGGAGGGCACAGAGUACCACUUGAAUUGUUCCAUCGUCAAUGUGGCUCCUGUGCAGAAGCUCAAAGUGACGUGGUACCGAGGCAAUGAAACUGUGCACACAGACGUAUUUAAGGAGACCAGUAAGGUCCCAGUAAUUGUGUCCUCUGCCUUAAGAGUCACCCCGGUGGGAGAUUACAACGGAGCACAUUUCACAUGCAAGGCUGAGCUCCAACUUGGACAAAAUGGACCACAGACGGACACUACUGUAACUUCAUCUCCUUACAUUGCUGUUGUGCACUAUAAACCAGUGCUGAAAGCUUGCCCAGCCCGUUACGCUGGUGUGGAGCAUGAGUUCAGUAUGGACAAGCUGCCCUUUCUAGCUGAUGGGAACCCUCCACCCAUUGUGGAGUGGUACUUUGAUGGAUACCUGAUCAAUGCGUCUGAGCCCCUCACCAGGACUCAAUCAGGGAAUUACACAGCUGAAAUUUACAAUAACCUUGGCAGGAGCACCACCUCUGUCGUUAUCACAAUCGAAUAUGGCCCUUUAUUUCACUGUGAACAUCACUACAACGUCAAAGAGAAUGAGAAUGGUCAGCUCCCGUGUGAACCAGAGGGUAUUCCCAAACCUACCAUCACCUGGCAUAAAGAUGGAAAUGAGAUUGAGUCUCCACAGCGCUGGACAAAGCACGAUAGUGGAAGUUACUCACUUUUUGCAACCAACAAACAUGGAACAGCCCAUCACCUUCUACGUCUUGAAGUUUUGUAUGCCCCUGUGUUCAAGGAGGGAACGUCCAAGAAGGAGGUGUACCUCGGUGAAAAUGUGACUAUUGACUGCAGUGCUGAGGGCAACCCUGUCCCUGAGAUCCUUUGGACCUUCAGCUCUGCAGUGAAUGUGAAAAACAUCACCAGGAGGCGCCAGAAGAACAUCCACAUCAUAGGAGCCACGUCAACCCACGCUGGUGUUUACAGCUGUUAUGGCAUCAAUGAAGUUGGGAGAGUGACCAAAUCUGUGACGCUGACGAUGAAAGAUAAAACCAGUGAAGUCUCCUCAACAGCCAAAUGGUGGCUAAUUAUAUUCAUUGCCAUCCUCAUCAUCCUCAUCCUCAUCCUCAUCCUGACCUGCGUCCACAAACAAUGCAAAAAACAUGGACAAUAUAGUUUUGUCACUGACAAAGCCAAUGAUGGUUCAGACAUCCCAAUGACUCAGUCUAAUGGGGUGCACGCUUAGGGUAUUACUUGCUGUAUGGGUAAGACUAUUGUGUCAUUUGUCUUUUUGCAUGACAAGAAUGACCUGUAAAUAUAGUAUUUUAACUUUGGUAUGGUACGUUUCUAGGUUCACACCAAUGAAGACCGAUGUCAAAAUUAUUAAUAACGAGAAGUCUUGUUUGCCAAAAAGUGCCACUGACAAAGCGUAUUAACAUGAUUUCUUUCUUUGUGGGGCAUUCAAUUCUAACCUAGGUUUUUAUUUAAAAAAUCUUAAUUAAGUUACACAAUAGCCUAUUAUGUGUUGUGUGCGUAUUUGUAACCUUCAUUGCUUUUUGUAUAUACAAUGAUUGUCUUUAUGAUUUCACAUUUGUAUGCUUUCACAAUGCAGCUUUGAUUAUUAUCAAUGCCAGAGUUUACAGUUGAAUCCUAAGUAGACAUUUUACAAUAUCAUUGUACUGU